Cyphellophora europaea CBS 101466 is the source of this 894-nucleotide messenger RNA. RefSeq lists its product as uncharacterized. The coding region runs from base 1 to 894 and encodes 297 amino acids. Gene Ontology annotation, cellular component: NuA4 histone acetyltransferase complex. Gene Ontology annotation, biological process: chromatin remodeling; regulation of transcription by RNA polymerase II. The transcript has 2 exons. Gene Ontology annotation, molecular function: histone binding. Lineage: Eukaryota; Fungi; Ascomycota; Eurotiomycetes; Chaetothyriales; Cyphellophoraceae. The record is from RefSeq and is a predicted model, not a curated record.
AUGAAGAGGAAGACUACCCGUCAGCCCCGGUCAAGACCGUCCUCCCGCAUGGCAGAGACCGAAACCAUAGAGCACGACGAUUUAUGUGCCAUCUGUCAUUGUCUGAUGCUCAGACCAGUGACGACAACGUGCAACCACACGCUCUGUGCAGAAUGUAUGAAAGUGUGGAGCGACAUUUCAAUCACGGAUCAAAGGCAAAUCGUCGGCCUGGAAGAUGUCCCCACGACAUGUCUUCCUAGCGAGAUGGAGAGCCGCUGCCCCAUGUGCAGAACCCUGACGACUGCCUCGCCAGACCGUACUCGUGAAGCUGCGCUGCGGCGAAAGUACAAACACUCUUACGCGGCAAGAGAGCUCGAAGCACAAAUAGUGUCGGAUGAGCAUAAUGCAGACACCAUCGAGACACUAACCCUAUACAUUGGGAAUACUCACCAUCUCGUCAAAGCUGAUCAGUCCGGCUCCAAGAACACGCAUAAUUGGAAGUUCUUUGUGCGUCCGUCAAGAACUGAUCUGAUCGAGGAGGUGCAAGUCUUCCUACACCCAACCUUUAGGAACCCACGGGUCAUACUGCAACUCCCGCCCUACGAGAUCCAUCGUUUGGGCUGGGGUUUCUUCACAAUUUAUGCCAAUGUAAUACUGAAAGCCGGCUACCGAUGGAUGAGCUCCGAGGCGGAAGACACGGCAGACGGACAGCGACAAGGUAAACUGCCUUUAGAGUGGACGCUCGACUUCAACUCUAACGCUGGCCGAGGUAGCCAGGGAAGAUGGCGACUCAAAGUCAAGAAGGAAAAGCAAGGCCAAGAAGUCGAGGACGCGGUGCAGCGCGAGUCCGUACUUCGUAUGUGGCGGCAGCAGAGAGAGCGGGACCCGGACUAUGUUGGGCACGAGAGCUCGUAA